Molecule: messenger RNA, 3926 nt
Organism: Malus domestica (apple)
Lineage: Eukaryota; Viridiplantae; Streptophyta; Magnoliopsida; Rosales; Rosaceae
Product: probable LRR receptor-like serine/threonine-protein kinase At3g47570
Biological process (GO): protein phosphorylation
Molecular function (GO): protein kinase activity; ATP binding; actin binding
Source: RefSeq, a predicted model, not a curated record
UAAUUUUUAUCGAUAUCGAUAUUAUCCCGAUAUUUCCAUCGAUAUUUCCGUGUUUUCGGACUACCGAUAUUUUCUUCCUUGGUAGAGGGAGUCGAUCCAAAAGUCGGGAUUGAUGAUGUUCUCUCAGUCGACGACAGCCUCGGUUCGGCUCGAAUCUGACAAAUCUCCUCUCGUCGGAGGUCAGGUUGUUGGUUUUGCAGAGUCGCCUGAAACUGGGCUUGCUGAUUUGUCAACAUCCUCACCCGAUUUCUGAGCUUCUUCUUCUUCUCUGGUUUUUAGGGUUUCUCCAACUUGGCGUAUCAGACUUCUGAGCUUCUUCUUCUAUCAUCGUGAUUCUGAAAGCCGCAGGCUCUCUCUCCCUCUCAUCAAACCGAAGCCGAAGCUCUAUCCCUCUGUCCCCAUCCUCUCCAGUCCCUCCGUCCCCCUCCUCUCCUCUCGCCACAGCCACAGCCACACCCAGCUGUCUCCGAGUGAAAAAUGGGAGCGAUCAUCUCUCUCCAAUUUGUCAGCUGUUAUGUCCCCUUCCCCUCUCUCCCCGAGUCAAACCUGAGAUGCAGCGGCUGAAAAUCGGGCCUUAAGCCUGAGUGGCAUUUUUUGUAAAUAAAGUGAAAUUUGGCCGAAAGCAUUGAGUGGCAGUCUUGUAAAUAAACUGAAAUCACGACAUGGAAAUGAAACGGUGUGUGGGAGGACAUUUUCGGAGCAUAAAAAUCUGGGACAGAAAACGCGGGAUUUGGAGCCCUUCCCCCUCUCUCUCCCUCUCAUUAAUGAUUGCUUGCUUCAUCAUUACAUUUUGAUAUAUUUGUUUCAUUUUAACAUCUAUAUAUAAGAUGUAUAACAAUCAUCUCGUUGGUUUUUUUUUUUCCUUCUUUUUUGUUGGAAUGCAUGCACAUAUUUAACAGGUAGCAUACCCAGAGAAAUAGGCAACUUAACAAUGGUGAAGGGCAUAUACCUUGACGACAACAAGUUCGAAGAACUUCUGAACGAGAUGGGCAGUUUAGUUCAGCUGGAGAAGUUGUCCGUGCGGUCCAAUGCCCUAAAAGCCUCUGCUCUUGUGCCUGUCUUCAACAUAUCUUCUUUGACUAUUUUGACUCUAUACGGAAACAACAUGAGUGGCAGUCUUCCCGACAAUAUAUGUGAGCAUCUUUCGAGUAUUCGAAUAUUUGAUUUGGGUUGAAACCAGCUUGGCGGUCUGAUUCCCUCCAAACUGUGGCAAUGCAAAGAGCUUUGUAAAAUCUCAUUAUCCUCUAACAAUUUCCGUGGAAGCAUACCCAAAAGUCUUGGCAAUUUGACCUACUUAACCGAUAUUCGUCUUACUGAGAAUCAUUUUACAGGUACAAUACCGGAUGAGAUUGGUGAUCUUCCGCAGUUAGAGAUUUUGGGACUGGGUUUUAAUAAUCUAAGUGGCGUCAUCCCAUCCAAACUCUUCAAUCUCUCCACGAUAAGAAGAAUAGGGCUUUCUUUCAAUCAGCUCUCAGGUAGCCUCCCAGACCUAGAACUCUUUAUUGUAGCCAGAACUAACCUCGUGGGUGGACUACUCCCUAACUUCUCCAAUGCUUCCAAGCUCAGGGUGCUAGACAUGAGCGAAAACUCAUUUACCGGGUUUCUUCCUAGCACGCUCUGUUCCUUGAAAAACCUUGAGAUUCUUUCCUUGCACUCGAAUAAUUUGACAAUUGAUGCUUCUACUCCGCAAGCAGCAAGCACUCUCUCUUGCUUGUUUAAUCUUAGAAAUUUGACAAGGUUAUACUUGGGAGACAAUCCACUAAACACCACGAUUCCAGCUUCUCGCAGGAAUCUCUCUACGUCACUCCUAUAUGUGUAUUUAUUCCGUUCCAACAUCAGGGGCAACAUUCCAGUAGAAAUUGGCAACUUGAGCAGCUUGAUAUUUCUAUACCUGGGAACCAAUCAGUUGAGUGGAGCAAUUCCAACUUCAAUUAAAAGGCUACAAAAUCUCCAAGUUUUGAGUUUGUAUGAUAACGAACUGCAAGGACAUAUCCCGUAUGAACUCUGUCAACUAAACAACCUAGCCGGUUUAGUUUUGCAUGGUAAUCGGCUCUCUGGUUCUAUUCCUUCCUGCUUGGGUACUUUGGCAGUAGCUCUAAGAAUUCUAUCGUUAGGGUCCAAUUUGUUAACUUCAAAAAUACCAUCUUCCUUGUGGGAACUCAAGUAUAUAUUGGACCUAAACUUGUCAUCCAAUUCUCUAGUUGGACCACUCUCGGAAGACAUCGGAAAGUUGAAAGAUGUGCUGAAUAUGGACUUGUCAAAUAACCAUUUCUCCGGAAACAUUCCCGAUGGCAUUGGGGGUCUACAGAAAAUGAUUAAUUUGUCCUUGGCAAACAAUUAUUUAGAAGGCCCAAUUCCCAGUUCAUUUAAAACCUUGCUAAGCCUAGAAUUCUUGGAUUUGUCCAAAAACAAUCUAUCUGGAGUGAUCCCAAAGUCAUUGGAAGCACUCUUGUAUCUCAAGCAUCUGAAUUUGUCUUUCAACAAACUCCAAGGAGAAAUUCCAACCGGCGGGCCUUUCGGAAACUUCACUGAUGAUUCAUUUGUAUCAAACGGUGCACUCUGCGGUUCUUCCCGACUCCAUGUUCCAUUAUGCAAAUACAGAACAAAAGUUGAGCCAAAUUGGAGGAAAGCUAAAUAUAUCAUCUCAGGGGUCAUGUCAGUAAUACUCCUAGCGGCUGCUGCAUUGAUUCUGGUGCUAUGCAGGAAAAGGAAUGUUGAAGUUGUAAGAGAAACUGACUUGCUAUGUCGAGUUCUUUGGAGAAGAGUUUCGCGCCUAGAACUUGUAAGGGCGACAAAUGGACUUCACGAAAGUAACUUACUAGGCACAGGGGGGUUUGGCUCAGUAUACAGAGGAACACUGUCAGACGGGAUAUAUAUCGCCCUCAAGGUUUUCAAUUUACAGCUAGAAGGGGCAUUCAAGAGUUUUGCGAAGGAAUGUGAAAUGCUAAGCAAUAUCCGUCAUCGGAAUCUCAUUAAAAUCAUAAGUUGUUGCGAUGAACUUGAUUUCAAAGCCCUGGUGCUUCAAUUGAUGCCUAAUGGAAGCCUCGAACAGUGGUUGUAUUCUCCAAACCGCUCCAUGACUAUCCUGCAGAGGUUGGACAUAAUGAAAGAUGUUGCAUUGGCACUAGAAUAUCUUCAUCAAGGUUACUCGAUACCUAUCGUUCAUUGUGACGUGAAACCAAGCAAUAUACUAUUAGAUGAUGAUAUGGUUGCACAUGUUGCUGAUUUUGGCAUUGCAAGACUCAUCGGCAGUGGAGAUUCGAUGACGGAAACAAUGACCCUAGCCACAGUUGGAUACAUGGCUCCAGGUGAUGUAUUUUUUCAAUUUUGUUUAUGUUGGUUUUAUUAGGGGUUAUAAUUUUCUUUUUAUCAUACAUAACUAAAUUCACAUACAAAUUUUGCUGAGUUCGGGAUGGAAGGAAGCGUUUCCACGAGUGGGGAUGUGUAUAGUUUUGGUAUUGUACUCAUGGAGACAUUCACAAAAAGGAAGCCAACGGAUGAGAUGUUUGUUGGGGAAAUGAAUUUAAAGCAAUGGAUUGCAGAUUCAUUAUUUCUAAAUGCUGCUAUAGAUGAAGUUGUGGAUGCCGAUACACUUGGGACGGAGGAAGAUGGUGGUUUCGUGAGCAGGAGGGAUUGCUUAUCAUCCGUUAUGAGAUUAGCUUUAGCUUGCACUGCAGCAUUGCCGAAAGAAAGGAUUAACAUGAAAGAUGCCGUAGUCGCACUAAAUAAAAUCAAGGCCAAGUAUUUGAAGGACUCUGGAGGAGUGAAUUCUUAGUUCUUUGUUCUCUAUAUUUUCGGAUCCAUUUUCUUAUCGUUGUUUUCGAUCUUCAAAAACUACAUUAUUUUCUUAUUGUUAUUUCAGUCAAUAUAUCAGGAAGUGACAAACUUCUAAACUUCUACUUAAGUUGGGUUUUUUGGCUGCUUCA